Saccostrea echinata is the source of this 1422-nucleotide messenger RNA. RefSeq lists its product as uncharacterized. Lineage: Eukaryota; Metazoa; Mollusca; Bivalvia; Ostreida; Ostreidae. The coding region runs from base 1 to 1413 and encodes 470 amino acids. The transcript is spliced from 7 exons. The record is from RefSeq and is a predicted model, not a curated record.
AUGAAUCAACUUACCGGAUUUAUUUCCAAGCUUAGACUUCAACAUAAAAUAUACAAUAAAAGUUCUGAGAUCUGCUGUGCCCAGAGGGUUAACCACAGUCAUAUACAAGCUGGACCUGAUAGAGGAGAAAGAAGAAUCUGCUGCGGAAAGAAUCUAUUGACUGCCAAGAAGUCCCAUUACUGCUGUGGAAGCGACUACGUUUCUUCGAACCUUAGUUGUUGUGGUCGGCAAACCCCUUACAAUGCCUCCGAGUCCACAUGUGACGAUGAUAUGGUUGUUCCAUUGCGACAUGCUAAUAUUGUGUUGGUAGGGCUCUAUGAUUCUAAAACAGAAAUUUGCUGUCAAGGAAACAGAAUUGUUUCUAAUGGUGUACUUCAGUGCUGUGGUAACGGGUCAGUCAACAGCAGUGACCCAAACGAGGACUGCUGUAUCGCUGGGAAAUUUGGAAGGUCUUACAGAAAGAACACAGAGAAAUGCUGCAAUGGGUCAGUUCAAGCCAUUAAAAAUACGAAAAAUGCUACAUGUUGUGGAAAGCAGCUAUUCUCCUCAUUGGAGCAAGUCUGCUGCAACAACAAUACCAUUAUCAACAAGACUCUUUCACAUCACAACUCCUGCUGUUCAAGACGACCAGGGCUGAACAGUUCCUGCAGUCGGCAAGUCCCCACAAAGAGGCCAAAGACGUGUGGAAAAAUAUCUUUCAAUAAACAGAGGGAUCUCUGUUGUAAUAAUAAGCUCCACAGAGAUGCUCGUGUGAAUGGAAAGAGAUGCUGUCUCCCAGGGACUGAAACUUAUCACCUUCACAAUGAGACAUGCUGCUAUUCCAUGGUCAAGGACAAAACUAAAGGAUGCUUUGGAAGUAAUGACAGAACCCCUCCAACAAUGCCUGGUCAACCUGGCCCCAUAAGACCCACACAAUCAGAAGAUAGGACCAAAGGAGUGUGUAGAGUUUGCUCUUCUCAGUGGAAACCAAAUGCCAUCAUACUUUCUAUAUAUUCCAAAGACACCAAUAUCUGUACUCAGAAAGGCAAGUACACUAAUCACACAAUGAAAUUUGUUGUCAACAAAGUCCAUCAACUCAAUACAGUAGGACUUCCAAUGGCAUUUAAGUGGACUUGGCUGAGUGUCACCUCGAAACAUAACAUCUAUGGAGAAAAGGGCACACCUGCCCUCAAGCAAAACUUCACCCUUGUUCUACCCUGUGCCUGCCCUAAACUCAAAACGAUGGAGGGACAGAAUAUCCUGUUGAUGACAAAUGCAGAGUUUAAUAAAGAGAAGAUUUUUCUGGGGGACAGCGACCUCAUUCUACCAGGGAGGAAAAAAGUGCUGCAACUUGUCAAAAAGCAGUCCAAGACAUGCCCCAAUUACGUUGUACAAAAUAUAGCUUUUCUCAUACAAAUGUCUUCUAUAGGAUGAAACUUUAGA